Molecule: messenger RNA, 1002 nt
Organism: Aspergillus puulaauensis
Lineage: Eukaryota; Fungi; Ascomycota; Eurotiomycetes; Eurotiales; Aspergillaceae
Product: putative C2H2 finger domain protein (Kin17)
Exons: 4
Coding region: 1-1002 (333 amino acids)
Biological process (GO): DNA replication; DNA damage response
Cellular component (GO): nucleus
Molecular function (GO): double-stranded DNA binding
Source: RefSeq, a predicted model, not a curated record
AUGCCGCGAGCCGAAGCGGGGAGCACCAAAUCCCUCAGCAAUAAGAUGAAAGCCAAAGGCUUAGGUCGGCUACGGUGGUACUGUCAAGCAUGUGAGCGCCAGAUGCGCGAUGAGAACGGGUUCAAGUGCCACGUCGCAAGCGAAAGCCAUGUCCGACAGGUCCUGCUCAUUGGCGAGGACCCGAAGCGGUAUAUCGAAGAUUACAGCAAGCAGUUUAUCAAAAAUUUCAUAGAUCUGUUGAAGUCUACGCACGGCGAGAAGAAGGUGCAUAUCAACCAGUUCUACCAGCAGGUUAUUGCUGAUAAGGAGCACAUUCACAUGAACGCGACGAAGUGGAAGAGUCUUAACCAGUUUGCGGCGCAUCUUGGUCGCGAGGGCCUGUGUCAUGUUGAGGAGACGGAAAAGGGCCUUUUCGUUUCAUAUAUCGAUCGGAGUCCGGAUGCGAUGCGGCGACGGGAGGCGAUCAUGAAGAAGGAACGGCAGGAUCGGGGUGAUGAGGAGCGAGAGCAGCGGUUGAUCCAGGAACAGGUUGAGCGUGCGCGGGUGAAUGAGAAGGAGCAGGAGGAAGACAUCGAUCCCGAGGCAAGGAAUCUACAGCGCAAGGAGGGAGAGAAAGUGAAGCUGAAUAUUGGAUUUGGUGCGAAGCCUACGCCACCUGCCGCCGAACAGUCGCAGACACAGUCGCCUGAGGAGAAGGAAAAGGAAACUUCCUCAGCAACCCCGGAGGACUCAUCAGCCGCCGCCUCCCCUGCGCCGACGCAAGCUCCUCAAGCCGCGCCGAAGGUGUCUUUGUCGUUAGGAGGUGGUAAUGGCAAGCCGAAGAACGUGUUCGCAUCCGCAGCGAAGAAGAACCCGCUAGCGGGGAAGAAGGGAUCUGUCAUGCCCCAGCCGAAGAAAAUGACAGAGCAGGAGCGAAUCAUGAAACAAGAGAUGGAGGCCAUGCAGCGGAAGCGCUUGGGCGGCGGAGGAAUGCCGAACCCCAAACGGCCGAAAGUUUCAUGA